Molecule: messenger RNA, 247 nt
Organism: Dibothriocephalus latus
Lineage: Eukaryota; Metazoa; Platyhelminthes; Cestoda; Diphyllobothriidea; Diphyllobothriidae
Source: the annotation of a GenBank genome assembly
CCUGGAGGCGCUUAAAACUAAAACGGUCACGUUUGAGAGGCUGACUGAUGUAAAAGAUAAUCUUCUGGUCGAAAUCGCUGAGGCGGCGGAACGUCUGCAGACUGCUAUCGGUCGUCGCAAUAAGGCCUUCGAUCAACUGAACAACACUAGGGAGCGUCUCUUGAAGGAUGAAAGAGAAGCCAGGUCCGAAUUGGCACAGCUACGGAGAACGUGCGAAGACGUAAGCAAAGAAAGUUCAUACAAUUAG